AUGAACUUGGUUGGACGCCGGUUCUCCAAGCUCACCAUGCUGGCAAUGGUGGCAGCGCUCUCCUUCACUACCUCCUACCUCCUGCUGCUGCAGUUCGACCCUCCAGCCUGGCAGCAACCCUUUUUGCCCAGGGUCCAUCUCGCUGCCAGCUCCGCCCCCUGCGCCUCCACCAGGAAGGUCUUCGAAGACGAUGGUCACCAUCCACCCUUCAUCAAAAUCGAAGAGCUGCUCACCACCGCUGGCGACGUCAGCCGCCAGAGGCGUGCGCCCGGGUGUCCUCCCGAGGGCACCCUGUGCCGCCUGGAAGACGUGUUCGACGAGAUCUUCGUCAUCUCCCUGCCGCGCGCCACCGACCGGCUGGCUCGCGUCCGCGCCCAGCUGGCCGCGCUGGGCGUGCCCUACACGCUAGUCCACGCCCUGGAGGGCAAGCUCAUGGCCGGCGCCCACCACCUGGCCAAACUCGUCAUGACCAAUCUGCCCGACCAGCACCCGGGCCUGGCCGGCGUGGGCGUGGUGGUGGCGCCUCGCAACGCCAGCUUUCUCCAUCGGUGGCUGGCCAAGGCGCGCGAUCAGCACCUGGCGGACGACUACCAGUCCCAGGCCGUGGCGCUCCGGCUGGCCGAGCGGCACACCGACGAGGCCAAGCUGCUGUCGCACGCGGCCUUCUAUCCGCGGUCGUCCUCGCCGCACCACCUCAAGGUCGCUUACCAGGCCGACGACUGCGCGUCGGAGCACGAGUCGUUCUCGGUGCACCGGUUCAGCGCCUCGAGACCACCACCACCACCACCACCACCACCAGCAGCAACGGAAGGAGGAGGAGAAGAGAGCGCGGCGGACGAGCUGGAGGCGGUGUGGCUGGGCGAGGGCAGUCUGCAUCGGGUGGCGCGGGCCAUCGUGCGCAAGGCGCUGGCCGGCGGGCGGCUGUGUGCGAUGGCGGAGAGGGAGGUGCGGCGGCUCGAGGCCCAGGGUGGAGCGCCCACGUGCGCUCCUCCUUCCGCUCCGUCGUGA
Messenger RNA from Acanthamoeba castellanii str. Neff, 1008 nucleotides. RefSeq lists its product as uncharacterized. NCBI's taxonomy places the organism in Eukaryota, Discosea, Longamoebia, Acanthamoebidae. The coding region runs from base 1 to 1008 and encodes 335 amino acids. The transcript has 2 exons. The record is from RefSeq and is a predicted model, not a curated record.